This is a messenger RNA of Sphenostylis stenocarpa, 3216 nucleotides long. The record is from the annotation of a GenBank genome assembly. NCBI's taxonomy places the organism in Eukaryota, Viridiplantae, Streptophyta, Magnoliopsida, Fabales, Fabaceae.
AUGGCAAGGAAAAAGAAGAAGAGACCCGUUCCGUUUCUCAUUCGUUGCUCCAUCCAGCGUGACCCGUGGUCCCCGAGUUUCGGCGACCCUACGCGGCCAAAGCCGCGGACGAGGAACCCGAAGAAUCCUUUGUCGGACGACAACGCGCGGCGCAUCAUAAAGAAAAAGGCGGCAUACCAGAGCAUUCUGCGGCGGAACCAGGGCCCGCAGGCGCAGACCCCGAGGUGGGUAAAGAGGACCCCCGAACAGAUGGUCCAGUACUUGCAGGAUGACCGCAACGGCCACCUCUACGGCCAGCACGUGGUGGCCGCAAUAAAGAAAGUGCGCUCUCUCUCUCAGAAAGUCGACGGCGACUAUGACAUGAGGAUAGAGAUGGCUUCCUUUGUCGGAAAGCUCAGCUUCAAGGAGAUGUGCGUGGUGCUCAAGGAGCAAAAGGGUUGGAGGCAAGUCAGAGACUUCUUUGCUUGGAUGAAAUUGCAGGUUGAUAUGAUGCCAUGUCAAGAUGUUUACCCUACUGUGUUAGCUGGUUUGGUGCCUCAACAGCUGAGCUACAGACCAAGUGUAAUUGUCUACACAAUAGUAUUACGCUUAUAUGGGCAAGUUGGAAAGCUGAAAUUGGCUGAAGAGACCUUUUUGGAGAUGCUUGAUGUGGAUUGUGAGCCAGAUGAUGUUGCUUGUGGUACCAUGCUUUGUUCUUAUGCUAGAUGGGGACGCCACAAGGCUAUGCUGUCUUUUUAUUCUGCUGUAAAAGAAAGGGGAACAAUUCUCUCUGUUGCUGUCUUCAACUUUAUGUUGUCUUCUUUGCAAAAGAAAUCACUCCAUAGAGAGGUUGUACAGAUGUGGAAGGAUAUGGUAGAAGAAGGGAUGAUGCCAAAUAGUUUUACUUAUACAGUGGCCAUUGGCUCACUUGUCAAAGAAGGGCUGCACGAAGAUGCUUUCAAGACUUUUUAUGAGAUGAGGAACAAUGGAGUUGUUCCUGAGGAGAUAACAUAUAAUCUGCUUAUAAAUUUAAGUGCUAAAAGGGGCAAUAGAGAUGAAGUGCAAAGACUGUAUGAGGAUAUGGGUUUUGAAGGAAUAGUUCCUAGUAAUUACACUUGUGCUUCACUUCUAUCUUUGUAUUACAAAUAUGAGGACUACCCUAGAGCCCUGUCCCUCUUUUCACAAAUGGUAAGCAAAAAAAUUGCUGCUGAUGAAGUCAUAUAUGGUUUGCUUAUAAGAAUUUAUGGAAAGCUUGGCUUAUAUGAGAACGCUCACAAAACAUUUGAAGAGAUAAAGCAGCUUGGCCAACUCACCAGUGAGAAAACAUAUUUAGCAAUGGCUCAAGUCCAUCUUACUUCAGGAAAUGUUGACAAAGCCUUAGAAGUUAUCGAACUCAUGAAGUCUAGCAACCUAUGGUUCUCUCGAUUUGCAUAUAUUGUGUUGCUGCAGUGCUAUGUGAUGAAAGAAGAUGUAGUAUCUGCUGAAGGAAUAUUUGUAGCUCUCUCCAAAACAGGUCCACCUGAUGCUGGUUCUUGUAAUGAUAUGCUCAGUUUGUAUCUGGGACUAAAUUUGAUAAAUAAGGCCAAGGAGUUCGUUUUCCAAAUAAGGGAGGCUGAAACACAUUUUGACAAGGAACUUUAUAGAACAGUUAUGCAGGUUUAUUGUAAGGAGGGAAUGCUGUUUGAAGCUGAGCAGUUCACAAAUCAGAUGGUUACGAAUGAGUCCAUUAGAAGUGAUAAAUUCUUAAUGACAUUUUAUUGGAUUCUCUGUGAACAUAAGGGGGGUGCACAAUCUAAUGAUGAACUUGUGGCUAUUGAGCCCAUUGACAAAUUUGACGCUACAGCUCUUGGGCUGAUGCUCAGUUUAUAUCUGACAAAUGACAACUUCAGCAAGACAAAAAUAUUACUGAAGCUGUUGUUGGGUUAUGCUGCUGGGGGAUCAAAAGUUGUUAGCCAGCUCAUCAUCAACUUGUCUAAAGAAGGAGAAACCAGUAAAGCAGAAUUUCUUAACCAUCAAUUAAUUAAGCUUGGCUGCAGAAUGGAAGAAGCGACAGUAGCUUCUCUAAUUAGCCAUUAUGGCAAACAACAAAUGCUGAAACAAGCUGAAGAUAUCUUUGCAGAAUAUGUAAAAUCCCCCACAUCUAGUAAACUGCUGUAUAACUCUAUGAUCAAUGCAUAUGCUAAAUGUGGUGAACAAGACCAAGCAUAUUUACUAUACAAGCAAGUUACUGACGAAGGACAUGAUUUGGGCGCUGUUGGAAUGAGCAUUGCUGUAAAUUCUUUGACCAAUGGAGGGAAACAUCAGGAGGCUGAAAAUUUUAUCCUCAGAUGUCUUGAAGAAAACCUGGAGCUUGACACUGUGGCUUACAAUACCUUUAUCAAAGCCAUGCUUGAAGCAGGCAAAUUGCAUUUUGCAUCCAGUAUUUUUGAGCGCAUGAAUUCCUCUGGUGUUGCUCCAUCAAUUGAAACAUUCAAUACAAUGAUAAGUGUCUAUGGACAAGAUCAAAAGUUGGAUAGAGCAGUGGAGAUCUUCAACAAAGCUAGUUCAUUUGGUGUCCCUCUGGAUGAGAAAACAUGCAUGAAUUUGAUUGGCUAUUAUGGGAAAGCUGGUAUGAUGCAUGAAGCUUCCCAGUUGUUCAGAAAAAUGCAGGAAGAAGGUAUAAAGCCUGGAAAGGUUAGUUACAAUAUCAUGAUCAAUGUAUAUGCUAACGCUGGAGAUCUUCAUGAAACAGAUAAACUUUUCGAGGCCAUGCAGAAGCAAGGUUGUUUGCCUGAUUCUUUCACGUAUCUUUCACUUGUACAAGCAUACGCAAGGAACCAGAAUUAUUGUAAAGCUGAGGAAACCAUACGUGCAAUGCAGAGCAAAGGCAUUCCACCAUCUUGUGUCCAUUUCAAUAUUUUGCUCCAUGCUUUCAUAAAAGCUGGGUUGGUUGAUGAAGCCAAGAUGGUUUAUGAGGAGCUAUCAACUUUUGGUUUAGUUCCUGAUCUUGUAUGUUACCGUACAAUGCUGAAUGGUUACCUGAAAUGUGGAUAUGUGGAAGAAGGAAUAAACUUUUUUGAAAGUAUCCGUGAAUCAACAAAAGGAGACAGGUUCAUCAUGAGUGCAGCUGUGCAUUUUUACAAAUCUGCCGGAAAGGAAAGCAAAGCUAAAGAAUUAUUAAUAUCAAUGAACAAAAAGGGGAUCCCAUUCCUCAAGAAACUUGAAAUUGGAUCAGUGGAGAGAGUGGAAACUCCAUGA